Racocetra fulgida is the source of this 1455-nucleotide messenger RNA. The record is from the annotation of a GenBank genome assembly. NCBI's taxonomy places the organism in Eukaryota, Fungi, Glomeromycota, Glomeromycetes, Diversisporales, Gigasporaceae.
AUGAACUAUUUAUCGAAAAAAGCCAAACCCUUUUUUAAUCCUGCUAAAAAAAAGGCUGCUAAAGCACUCAAAGCGGGGCAAUAUGCAGAGGCAGUCGAAUAUUAUAAUGGACUUAUUGAUGGCAAUCCUGAUAGUAUCUCUAUGAGAUGUGAUCGUGGAGAAGCAUAUUUAUGUUUAAAUGAGUAUGAAAAGGCAAAAGAAGAUCUUGAUAUUUAUGUCAAUAGAAAAUCAGACGAUGAACGUGGAUAUUAUCUUAGAGGAAUUGUUCAUGAUAAAUUAAACCUUCGAGUAGAUGCGCUAAAUGAUUUAAAUAGAGCUCUCGGAAUUAAACCUGAUAGCCCUUUUGCUUAUGAAGCUUUAAAAAUUUGUGCAAAACAUAAUUAUGAACUUGGGAACCGUGAUAAAGCGUUUCAAGAACUUAAUUUAAUCUUACAGACUUCUACAUAUGAUACUUGGGCUUUGGAAACUCGGGGAAAAAUGUAUUAUGAAAAUAAACAAUAUCAAGAAGCGUUACAAGAUUUUAAUUCAUUUUUAGACAUUCAACCAGUUAGUAUUAAUAUCUUAGAAUUAAGAGGAAAUAUUUAUAGAAAGUUAGGCCUAUCUAACAAAGCUUUAACUGAUUAUAAUCAAGCAUUAAAAAUAAACCCAAAUGAUCCAAAUAUUUUAAUAAAUUGUUCAAAAACUUAUCUUGUUCAAAAACAAUACAGCGAUGCAUUAAGAGUUAUCGAAAAAUUUUUAUAUUAUGGUGGUGAACUUAAUGCUUCCGUGCUAAAAAAUCGUGGUUUGAUAUAUGCUGGUUUAUCACGUCAUAAUGAUGCUAUUACUGAUUUUACAAUGUCAUUGGAAAAGAAUGAGAAAGGAACAACGUAUAGGCAUCGUGCAAAGGUUUAUCAAGCUUUAAAACAGUAUAAAGAAGCACUAGCUGAUUUGAAUAAAGCUUUAAUACUUGAUGAUUCUGAUAAAGAAUCCUUAAUCAUGCGUAAUCAGGCAGAAAUUUACAAAGAGCAAAAGAAUUAUGAAAAAGCUAUUGAGGUUUUAGCAAAAGGGUUAGAAAAUGCUCCCGGAGAUACGAAUAUGCUUCAUUUGUUUGUGGUUAAAGGGGAUAUUCAUAGAUUGCGAAAAGAAUUUGCAGAAUCUCUAGAGAAUUUAAACAAUGCAUUAAGUUUAGAUCUUAAUGCUAUGGAAAUUGAUAGUGAUGAACCGAUAAUAAAUGAUGAUAAAAAAAAAUACAAUGCGCUCGCAUUAUGUUAUAGAGGAUCAAUACAUCGAAAUAAUAAAGAUUAUGUUAAUGCUUUGAAGGAUUUAGAUGGUUCAUUAAAGAAACAUCCUAAGAACAUUUUUGCAUUAUGUGAACGUGGUGCUGUCUAUAGAGAUAAAGGGAAUUUUAAAGAUGCUUGGAAUGAUAUCGAAAAUGCUCUGAAAUUGUCAGAGGAAAAUGAUGAUGAUUUAGAGUAA